Talaromyces marneffei is the source of this 483-nucleotide messenger RNA. RefSeq lists its product as uncharacterized. Bases 1 to 483 code for a protein of 160 amino acids. The record is from RefSeq and is a predicted model, not a curated record. NCBI's taxonomy places the organism in Eukaryota, Fungi, Ascomycota, Eurotiomycetes, Eurotiales, Trichocomaceae. The transcript has a single exon.
AUGAACAAUAAUCGGUAUAAUCUACGUUCCUCGGCGCAACAGCAAGUUGAGCCUUCCUUUUAUCCGACAUCAUCCACCACCGGGGGUACGGCAGGCGCAGGGAUUACUUCGACGACCACAACGACAACGACGGUAGGACUCCCUUCUUCUUCGUCGUUAUUAUCAGCGCAGCCCGCAUUUCAACCCAACCAACCCUUACAGCAACAGCAACAAUUCCAACCUCCCGGCCAACAACAACAACAACAACAACAACAGCAGCAGCAACAUCUCUUCGCAGAAGGCCAAGCACAAGCACAACCGAACGUGGACAACAUGAUACCGACCCAUUACCAGCAAGGUCAAGUUCAAGGACAGGAGCAAAUGACUCUAGGUGGCCCGGCAGCCACCGCGCCAUUUCUCCAAGAUUUUACGCUUGUCGCGGAGGCUGUGCAGAGAGUACAAAUGGAUGCUGUGAUGACAGAGAUGGAGUCUAUUACUCUUUGA